AUCGAAAUCGUCUAUGUGAAGUGGGGAAGAUGGUGCGUAGGAUUUUCUUCUUCUUCUUUUUCCCCUUCCUCCUCAUGACGCUCGUUGGUGCCGAACCCAGUGUGAUAGACAGUUUGACCAUUCAACUUCCAUCAUCUCCAGACGAAGGAGGAGGAGGAGGCGGAGGGGCGUCGCUGAAUUCGCCUUCGAAGCCGCUUUUUCUUGGACUUCCCUCCGUGAAGCAUUUUACAGGACGCUCUUCAAACAAUCCAGAAUGUCCUGACAUCACUUGCUUUACUAUGACCCUCUUCAAUGGUUCCACUAUCUUUGAUUGUACUACUGAACCACCUCGUGGCUCUUCAGUGGUGCAUCUACUUGACUGCAAUUACUGGCAACCACCCAGCACUUCCUUAAUUCCUAUCACAGCUAAAUUUUUCAACAACGGCGCCAGAUCUGUUCUCAAGGCUGCCAAUCAUGCAGUUCCACUGCGAAUUGUCCUCAAGCCACGGACCACGAAUCCCAACCUUCGGAUUGCUGUCGACACUAUGGUGCCCGGCGCCUUGACACGUCUGGUCGAGGCUGUUCGUCGACACGUGCGACCCAAAUUCACAACACCGAUCAAACUCUCUCUAAUCAUGGUGAAGAUCAAACGCCUGACGUACGAGGACUUGGCCAGCGUUUUUAUGGUUGCAAAUAUAAGCGGUCUUAUUCUCUGGAAUCCGGACUACUUAGAUGAGACAAGUUUUUUACAAGAUGCCGACAAAGUAGCCGCAUUUUCGGAGACGUAUGUCCGACUAACCUUUUACUGUGAGACGGAGAAUGACUUUCCAGCUUUUGGACGACUUUGGUUACCGUGGUUGAGAUGGCAAGUAAAAUUUCUACAAUGUCGAGGUCACUACACUUGCUACCGAUGGCCACGUGAAGAACGGUUGUGCUGCAAUCCAAAGCGCUGUCCAGAAACGCCCGGUUACGUGGUGACCCAUGCGGAUAAAUUGGCUAAACGCGAUUCUGCAGCCUCACUCAUCCAUCAACAACAGGUGUUGGAUUUUUAUUCUUGUGAAACAGAAUCAGAUUUGACUAAUCCUUUGGUGGAGCUUAAGAAGCGGGAAAAUUGUUGGGCCAUUCCCGGCUACGGCGAUUUGGACACCACACUUCGACCUACAGAACCCACUUCCACGACGACGACUGCAUCCACCACUCAGUCGCCUUCAACCAUCUCAACAGAAAAUGCCAAUUUGUUGACGUCGACAGCUCCCAUCUCAAAUACAAACUCAACCGCACCGCCUCAUCUACCUCUCCUACACCCACCUUCCGGAGGCGGUUCAACUGACCACAUAAAAAUGCGCAAUUUGGUUAUUGGAAUAAUUUGUCUG
Molecule: messenger RNA, 1352 nt
Organism: Hydatigera taeniaeformis
Lineage: Eukaryota; Metazoa; Platyhelminthes; Cestoda; Cyclophyllidea; Taeniidae
Source: the annotation of a GenBank genome assembly